AUGGGCGAUCCGCUUAGCGUAGCGUCUGGGCUAAUUGCCGUUGUCACCGCAACCCUGCAAUCGAGCAAAAUACUCUAUGAGACCAUCCAGAGCUUCCGAAACCACCGAACCGCAGUUUUAGAUCUCCUUCGCGAACUCAAAGAUCUUGGAUCGGUUCUUAAGCCGCUUCAAGAUCAUGUGCGUACCGGCGAGACCGCGUUCCUACCACUCAAAAUUCCUCUCAUCCAGUGCCGACAGGCGUGUGUAGAUUUCCAAGUCCUGAUCGAGCAGAACAGCAGGCGAACUCGAGGGGAGGCAAGAACAAGUUUUAGAGAUUGGGCUAAGCUGAUGUACAUGAAUGGCGAUAUCGUUUCGUUCAAAGAACUCUUGGCAGGUUACAAAGGGACAAUAGCUAUAGCGCUAGGUGACGCCAACCUGCGCUCGUCCAAGGUUACCCUUGAAGUUCUGAAUGAUUAUAAAAACUUGAUUUGCGACACUAAGCUUGAUCUGGAGAAGCAUCUGAAUGACAUCGACUCCAAAUUGCAAGACAUAGUAUCUCAAGGAGCCAAGACAGAAGCUGCUGAAGGCCAUGCCCAUCUACGAAAAUUUGAGAAGGAAAAAGAAAGUACAGAACGAUGCCUCGAGUACCUGAAACAUCUCCUCGAAGAAAUCAAUGGGAUGAGUUUUCAACCCGUUCUUACUGAGCCCUCCUCGAAGACUGCUGUUGUGUCUAUCUCAGCUGAAAACAUGACACUCGCUGAUUCCCUCACUAUUUCCACGCUCAAGACAUGCAGCUUCAAUCUUGCGGACACCAUCGACCGCCUCGAAUCGCACCGUGGUAAUACCGAGGAGAAUCUCCGGCUUAAGGACUUAGUACAAGAUUUGAAUCAGAAAGUCGAUCCGGGUGCGAAUCGCGAGACGCUCCAAAAUGAGUUGGAAAGCACGAAGCAGUGCUUGAGUGUCUGCGAUCGGGCAUCGGAAUGGGCAUCGUCUGGAAGGGUGCACGUGGUUGAAGAUAUCAGCGUCGGGAACGAUGGGAAGCAAAUUUGCGUGUCUACGCUGGGGGACCUGUUCAACAUCAAGGGAGCUAGGGCCGGCCAUGGUUCUAUUCAAUUCUUCGGGUCGGUUUCGGAGGGUAGUCUUAACGAAGUGCUGAGAUCUCAGAACCAGCGGCAACAUGUACGCAACGAAGGCACGGUAGAAGAGGAAUGCGUAGGUGGAGGGUACACGCAAUCAACAAGAUAG
Fusarium musae is the source of this 1224-nucleotide messenger RNA. RefSeq lists its product as uncharacterized. The transcript is spliced from 2 exons. NCBI's taxonomy places the organism in Eukaryota, Fungi, Ascomycota, Sordariomycetes, Hypocreales, Nectriaceae. The coding region runs from base 1 to 1224 and encodes 407 amino acids. The record is from RefSeq and is a predicted model, not a curated record.